AAUCUUCUAUGUUCAUGGAUUGAUCCAUUCAAUUAUACAAAAUCAUUCAAUCAUCAACAGAUUUUACGUCAGAUGACAUUUCCUACUUAUGGCAAGAAAAGGUCAUUGGAUGGUGAAAAUGAUAUGGAUAGAGCGAAUAAGAAAAUGAAAAAAGGUGAAGAUUUGUAA
Entrophospora candida is the source of this 168-nucleotide messenger RNA. The record is from the annotation of a GenBank genome assembly. NCBI's taxonomy places the organism in Eukaryota, Fungi, Glomeromycota, Glomeromycetes, Entrophosporales, Entrophosporaceae.